CACCUUAGUCCAUUAAGCCAUGAAAUAAAUUAAACAUGGAACAAGAACCUAGCCAUGGAAGAAAAACAAAUGAUGGUGGCGGUGGUGGUGGUGGUGGAGAGAUCAAAUACCGAGGCGUUCGGAGGCGGCCAUGGGGCAAAUUCGCGGCUGAGAUACGUGACUCGGCUCGACAGGGGGCACGUGUAUGGCUAGGGACAUAUAACACGGCUGAAGAAGCUGCAAGAGCUUAUGAUAGGGCAGCUUAUUCAAUGAGAGGUCAUUUAGCUAUACUUAAUUUUCCUCAGGAGUAUAAUUUGCCUAGUAGCUCUUCACAUUUUUAUACUGGUGGUUCUUCUUCAUCAUCAUCAAGGCAAGUUCUUGAAUUUGAAUGCUUGGAUGAUAAGUUGCUUGAGGAUCUUCUUGAUUGUGAUGAAGAGCCAAAUAAGAAAAAAUAAUGAUUAUUUCAAUCAGUAGCCGAGGCAUGCAGGAUGAAUUUCAGGGUUCAUUAUCUACGAUAUAUACGUAAAAAUUAUUUUGACUGUAUACAAUGUAAUUUUCUGAUAAAAGGUUCGUUUGAACUCUCUUGCCCUCUAGCUCCGCCACGAAUUUCAAUGUUCUUGAUCUAUUUAUCCUAUGCUCUAUUUUCCCUAUGAAAAA
Molecule: messenger RNA, 636 nt
Organism: Lycium ferocissimum
Lineage: Eukaryota; Viridiplantae; Streptophyta; Magnoliopsida; Solanales; Solanaceae
Product: ethylene-responsive transcription factor ERF096-like
Exons: 1
Coding region: 36-434 (132 amino acids)
Biological process (GO): ethylene-activated signaling pathway; regulation of DNA-templated transcription
Molecular function (GO): DNA-binding transcription factor activity; DNA binding
Source: RefSeq, a predicted model, not a curated record